Molecule: messenger RNA, 3550 nt
Organism: Charadrius vociferus (killdeer)
Lineage: Eukaryota; Metazoa; Chordata; Aves; Charadriiformes; Charadriidae
Gene: HIPK2
Product: homeodomain interacting protein kinase 2
Exons: 15
Coding region: 1-3396 (1131 amino acids)
Biological process (GO): peptidyl-serine phosphorylation; intrinsic apoptotic signaling pathway in response to DNA damage by p53 class mediator; peptidyl-threonine phosphorylation
Cellular component (GO): nucleus; cytoplasm; PML body
Molecular function (GO): transcription coactivator activity; SMAD binding; transcription corepressor activity
Source: RefSeq, a predicted model, not a curated record
AUGGCCUCGCAUGUGCAAGUUUUCUCUCCUCACACCCUUCAGUCAAGUGCCUUCUGUAGCGUGAAGAAACUGAAAGUGGAGCCGAGUUCGAACUGGGAUAUGACUGGGUACGGCACACACAGCAAAGUCUACAGCCAGAGCAAGAACGUGCAGUCCUCCCAAGCAGCCGCCGCAGCAGCCGUCAACGCCUCCCUCCAGAUCCCCAAUCCAAGCAUCCCUUACGAACAGACCAUCAUCUUCCCAGCAAGCACGGGGCACAUCGUGGUGACAUCCGCCAACAGCACUUCUGGUGUGGUUGCAGUGUCUGGGCAAACACUGGGCGGGCCACACAACCUGAUGCGUCGCAGCACUGUGAGCCUUCUGGACACCUACCAAAAAUGUGGACUUAAACGCAAGAGUGAGGAGAUCGAGAACACAAGCAGCGUGCAGAUCAUUGAAGAGCAUCCACCAAUGAUUCAGAACAAUGCCAGUGGGGCCACUGUAGCCACUGCCACCACCUCCACGGCGACCUCCAAAAACAGUGGCUCCAACAGCGAAGGGGAUUACCAGCUGGUGCAACAUGAGGUGCUCUGUUCCAUGACCAACACGUACGAAGUGUUAGAGUUUCUUGGCCGUGGAACCUUUGGACAAGUAGUCAAAUGCUGGAAACGGGGCACUAAUGAGAUUGUGGCUAUCAAGAUCCUAAAGAACCAUCCUUCCUAUGCCCGGCAAGGCCAGAUUGAAGUGAGCAUCCUGGCUCGGCUGAGCACAGAAAGUGCGGAUGACUACAACUUUGUCCGCGCAUACGAGUGCUUCCAGCACAAGAAUCACACGUGCUUGGUCUUUGAAAUGUUGGAGCAGAACCUCUAUGAUUUUCUAAAACAAAACAAAUUCAGUCCCUUGCCCCUUAAGUACAUUCGACCAAUUCUCCAGCAGGUAGCAACUGCCCUAAUGAAGCUGAAAAGCCUGGGACUGAUUCAUGCUGAUCUCAAACCAGAGAACAUCAUGUUGGUAGACCCAUCCCGACAGCCAUAUAGGGUCAAGGUCAUAGACUUUGGUUCAGCUAGCCAUGUGUCUAAAGCUGUGUGUUCUACCUACCUUCAAUCCAGAUACUACAGAGCCCCUGAAAUCAUCCUCGGUUUACCGUUUUGUGAAGCAAUCGAUAUGUGGUCGUUGGGAUGUGUCAUUGCAGAGCUGUUCUUGGGCUGGCCGUUGUACCCCGGAGCUUCGGAAUAUGAUCAGAUUCGCUAUAUUUCACAGACGCAGGGCUUACCAGCAGAGUAUUUGUUAAGUGCAGGGACAAAGACUACAAGGUUUUUCAACAGGGAUACAGACUCACCAUAUCCUUUGUGGAGGCUGAAGACACCAGAUGAUCAUGAGGCAGAGACGGGGAUUAAGUCGAAGGAAGCAAGAAAGUAUAUUUUCAACUGUUUGGAUGAUAUGGCACAGGUGAACAUGACAACAGAUUUGGAAGGAAGUGAUAUGUUGGUGGAAAAGGCGGACCGGCGGGAGUUUAUAGAUCUGUUAAAGAAGAUGUUGACGAUAGAUGCAGAUAAGAGAAUAACACCCAUUGAAACUCUGAACCACCCCUUUGUCACCAUGACGCAUUUGCUUGAUUUCCCUCACAGCACACAUGUCAAGUCCUGCUUUCAGAACAUGGAGAUUUGCAAGCGGCGGGUGAAUAUGUAUGACACAGUGAACCAGAGCAAGACGCCAUUCAUCACCCACGUAGCCCCAAGCACAUCGACCAACUUGACCAUGACUUUUAACAACCAGCUGAACACAGUCCAUAACCAGACCACCAACCUGGCUCCCACCUCCUCCAGUGCCACUAUUUCCUUAGCCAACCCCGAGGUCUCCAUACUAAAUUACCAAUCUGCACUCUACCAGCCCUCAGCGGCAUCCAUGGCUGCGGUGGCCCAGCGGAGCAUGCCCUUGCAGACUGGAACAGCGCAGAUCUGUGCCCGGCCCGACCCCUUCCAGCAAGCUCUCAUCGUCUGCCCACCAGGCUUCCAAGGGUUACAAGCUUCCCCUUCGAAGCAUGCUGGGUAUUCAGUUCGGAUGGAGAACGCCGUUCCCAUUGUCACUCAGGCUCCUGGGGCUCAGCCUCUUCAGAUCCAGCCAGGACUCCUCGCACAGCAAGCGUGGCCCAGUGGCACUCAGCAGAUCCUGCUCCCUCCUGCCUGGCAGCAGCUGACCGGGGUGGCCACCCACACUUCUGUCCAGCACGCGACCGUCAUCCCGGAGUCCAUGGCGGGAACCCAACCGUUGGCAGACUGGAGAAACACCCACGCUCACGGCAGCCAUUAUAACCCCAUCAUGCAGCAGCCCGCGCUGUUAGCUAGCCAUGUGACUCUCCCCGCAGCCCAGCCCGUCAACGUGGGUGUCGCUCACGUCAUGCGCCAGCCGCCCGCCGCCGCCACCUCCGCCAGGAAGAGUAAGCAGCACCAGUCGGCGCCCCGAAAUGCAUCCACCUAUGAAGUUUCAUCCUCUCAAUCCAUCAGCUCGCCUCAGCGGUCGAAACGAGUGAAGGAAAACACGCCUCCCCGCUGUGCCAUGGUGCACAACAGCCCUGCCUGCAGCACCUCCGUCACGUGCGGCUGGGGCGAUGUGGCAACCAGCACCACGAGGGAGCGGCAGCGGCAGACGAUAAUCAUUCCCGACACCCCUAGCCCCGCCGUGAGUGUCAUCACUAUCAGCAGCGACACAGAUGAAGAGGAGGAGCAGAAACAUGCACCCACCAGCACCUUGUCCAAGCAAAGGAAGAACGUCAUCAGCUGUGUCACCGUGCAUGACUCCCCCUACUCCGAUUCCUCCAGCAACAACAGUCCUUACGCCGUGCAGCAUCGUGCAGGGCAGAAUAACGGGAACACCUACGACACCAAAGGGGUUCCAGAGACUCACUGCAGUGGGAACCCCCGAACGAUCAUCGUGCCACCACUGAAAACCCAGGCCAGUGAGGUGUUGGUAGAGUGCGAUAGCCUGGCACCAGUCACCACCAGUCACCACUCAUCCUCCUACAAGUCCAAGUCCUCCAGCACCGUGACCUCCACCAGCGGUCACUCUUCAGGGAGCUCGUCUGGAGCCGUUGCCUAUAGGCAGCAGCGACCAGGAGCACAUUUCCAGCAGCAGCAGCCUCUUAAUCUAAGUCAGGCCCAGCAGCACAUCGCGACCGAUCGCACAGGGAGUCACCGGAGACAGCAAGCCUACAUCACUCCAACGAUAGCUCAGGCCAGCAUCGUCCACCAGGUCCCUGUCAGCAUGGGCCCGCGGGUUCUGCCCUCACCCACCAUCCACCCGAGUCAGUACCAGGCUCAGUUUGCCCAUCAGACCUAUAUCAGUGCUUCUCCAGCCUCCACAGUCUACACUGGAUACCCACUGAGCCCCACCAAGGUCAACCAGUACCCUUACAUCUAAACACUGGAAUAAGGAGCGAGAGACGCACCCGUCCCGGGGGAGUGAGGCGGCCGCUUUUGUACUGAAGAACAUGGCAAACUAACAAUGCAAUGGGAGGCUCGCGUGAAACUUGAACGAAGGAGACUUUAAGGAAGAAACGAGAAAGAGGAAAGAA